CUCCCCCCUGAAACGUCACGGGAGAUUUCGAUAUUUAAAGAUUGCAACAAGUGAGGACGAAAGUUUUGUCCAAGAAGCGCUGUGAGGGGCAGUCCCGUGUGAAGGUCUUUUCUUCAGCCGGAUUUCAGGAUACUUGCUUUUUGUCACCAUGCCUCAGACGGUAACUCUGAGCGGCCCAUCACCGUGGGGUUUUCGCCUUGUGGGUGGACGGGAUUUCAGCACGCCGUUGACCAUUUCGAGGAUAACGGCGGGCAGCAAGGCUGCGCUGGGGGACCUGUGUCCAGGGGACACCAUCCUGGCCAUCAACGGGGAGAGCACGGACGCCCUCACACACAUGGAGGCCCAGAACAGGAUCAAGGCCUGCACCGGCCAGCUGGUGCUGGACAUCAGCAGAUCUGAGAACAAGGCCUGGAGUCCAGCUGUGCUAGAGGAUGGCAAGACCAGCCCGUUCUCCGUCUGCUCCGAGCCCGACUUACAGGGCUUUCGCCCCAUCAGCAGCGGUCCAGUCCAGCGCCCCUCUCCGCAGCAGCACGUGGGCCUCAACAAUGGAAACGCCAAGGCCAGCAGUGCCCACUACAAUAACCCAGCCGGCCUGUACGGCAGCAACGCCGCCAACACGGCCCCCUCCGCCCCCCCGGCCCACUCCGGCCCCCCGGCCCACUCCGGCUACGCCAACGGUGACCGAGGAAUGAGCAAGCACAUGGCCAGCCUCAGCCUGGUGUCCCCAGUGUCCCCUCACAGUCCAGAGCCCAGGGUCCACUCUCCCAGCAGUGGGAACGGCGUGGACACGCAGUCGGACGUCUACAAGAUGCUGCAGGACCCCGAGGAGCCGGCGUCCGCUCCUAAGCAGUCCGGAUCGUUCCGCUACCUGCAGGGAAUACUGGAGGCCGAGGACGGAGGAGGUAUCUCUCCCACAGAGAGAGGUCCGCGGGGCCUGCGCUCCCCCGUGCGCUCCCCCGUGCCCAAGCUGGGCCCCGUGUCUCCAGGACCGGCAGCCCUCCAGAAGCUCCCGCAGUGCACGCGCUGUGGCAACGGCAUCGUGGGCACGAUAGUGAAGGCGCGGGACAAGCUGUACCACCCCGAGUGCUUCAUGUGCGAUGACUGCGGGCUGAACCUCAAGCAGAGGGGCUACUUCUUCAUCGAGGACAACCUGUACUGCGAGACCCACGCCAAGGCACGCGUGCAGCCGCCCGAGGGCUACGACGUCGUGGCCGUCUACCCAAACUCCAAAGUGGAGCUGGUCUAACGCCCACACACACACACACACACACACACACACACACACACACACACACACACACUCACACACACACCCGUCUAUCCAAACUCCAAGGUGGAGCUGGUCUAACGCCCACACCAAGCACUCACUGACCACACACACACACACACACACACACACACACACACACACACACACACACACACACAAACACACACACACACACACACACACACACACACACACACACAUCAGCAAUAACCUAUUAUCUAUGCACUGUAUGCUCCCAGCCUUCUACACAGCAUGACCAAGUGGAACCAACGGAGACAGAGAGGACAAGAUGGAGUGUGUGAGAAAGGAAAUGAUGGAGUGUGUUUGCCAGGUUCAUGAUUACCCUCUAAGGCUUCUCAAGCUCACGGCUAUAAUGUUCAUUUCAGUGCUUUUAUGCUUUUUACACAGCAGUAGGACUCUCUGGACUCUCUCUCUCUCUCUCUCUGUUCCUCACUCCUGCUGAUUUCAAUAUUGGACGUCAGGAUUCAAUAUACUCAACUCUCAACUGGGUGUUAGCGGCUGGAAUGGGGAAUGAGUGGUUGCCAUGAGUAACAGUGCUAGCACACCCGAUUACAGAGCUCUCUCGUUAGGACAGAUGCAACCUUUCAGUGCCAGAGUGAACCCUAGCAGCCCAGUAGGUGUAUGGUGGCCGCUGAGGUGACCCCAAUAGACCUCUGAAGUUUGCCUACAAAUAGGAUCCAAAGCUGCCAUCUUUGCCCAUAUAAGGAGUUCAUCUGCCUAUGGCAAGUUGCAUUGUAAGUUAGCUCUGGGGUAGCAAAGAUCAAAGUGUGCCGUCUUCACCUACCGAAAAUCACACUAUCCACUUGAAGGCAGAGGACAACACUUUGUAGCUCAGAACGUCUGCAUUUCCAAUUUCUUCGUCCCCAUGAGAGUUUAACAGAUGCGAACAUUCUAAAUCCCCAUGUUAUUUUCCCAUAGGAAAAAUCUCAAGAUACCGGAUCUCCUUAUUUGGGCAAAGAUGGUGGCUUUUUUGUAGGCGAACUUCAGAAGUCUAUAAGGGUAGGGUGGACACUAAGGUGACCCCAAUAGGUGUAUAUGGUGGACGAGGUGAGCAUGUCCUCGUGUGAAAGCAGGUACUUUUGCUUCUUUAUGCCCUACCUACUUUAUUGCUUAUUUUCAAACACAUUCCAUCACACGCUGUCUUCUGGGUAUGGAGCACAUCUUUCAGAGAGCAAUGGGAGCUCAAAGAGAGGAAGAGAGAGAGAGAGGGUACAGGGCCCUGGAAUAUGGUGAACACAAGCAUCUGUACCUAUGAGGCAUAUGGAACCAAUAUUCAUUCAUGUUUUGGGGUUUUGGCAGUUUGCAAAGACUGUCCAUAUGGUGAUGGCAUUUAGAUUAUUGAUUUGUUUUGUUUGAAUGACCAAAUCCACUUUCAGUUUUAUAGGUGAAUUAUUGUUAAAUUCUCUCAAAAACAUACCAUGUAUCUUUGCGGCCAAUAUACAAUUUUUCCCAACAACACCGUAAAGCUAACAAAUAAAUUGUUUGAUACAUUUUGAAGUGAUACUUUCAGGUGAAAUGAAUGCAUGUUUGCAGUGGUAAGCCGAGAUGAUGCCAGUGGAUUUGUAAAUGAUGUCAUGUUUUGUGUCCUGAGUUGUGUAUAUAUGAAUGUGUGUACCACUGUGAUUGUCCAGCAGCACCGUGCCUCGGGUCAUUCUGCUCUCUGUGCUCUCAUACUGUUGAAAUACUAACAGGUCGUCGAGGUAGAUGACUCCUUUACGAAUCUCUUAACUUAUUGUUGUGCCUACAUGUUCUUCAGUUUGGUUUUUUUGUAAUUUGAAUAAAGAGUGAAAACAUGAGUGUA
Molecule: messenger RNA, 3092 nt
Organism: Sardina pilchardus (European sardine)
Lineage: Eukaryota; Metazoa; Chordata; Actinopteri; Clupeiformes; Clupeidae
Gene: pdlim4
Product: PDZ and LIM domain 4
Exons: 7
Coding region: 149-1246 (365 amino acids)
Biological process (GO): actin cytoskeleton organization; heart development; muscle structure development
Cellular component (GO): adherens junction; stress fiber; Z disc
Molecular function (GO): actin binding; muscle alpha-actinin binding
Source: RefSeq, a predicted model, not a curated record